AUUUUUCAAAAAAAUAUCCGUUGGCACCUGCAUUAAUUGCUCCAACAGCCAUAUUUUUGAAAUUAUGGACGUUGGGAACCUCUUUUUCUAUAAAUUGGGACUCCCUCUCUUCACUUUUACACACACAAACACAAACUCCUUCAAUAUCUUUACAUAUUUCAUCUUCUCUACUCUAACCUUUUGAGAUUUCUUCACCAUGGGCAAAGACAAGAGCAUGGCUGCCACCUCCGGGAGAUCAAAGUCCAAAUCCCGGGCGCCUACGACAUCCUCCGAGGAACGCCUCUACUACGGCGAUGGGUCGUACCUCUGGUUCGAUUCCGAGGAGGAGCGCACCCGCUUUCUCACUUUCUUCUCUAAACGGGUUGUGGCUCCCCCACGGAUCGUCUCGGAGCGUUUCCUGGAGCUGCAGGGCUACGACGACCUCGACGCGCAGCUUCAUCAAGCCGGCCUUUGGCCAUUCGUCUCCCGGGCUCGGAAGGAGAUCAACCCGGUGCUGAUUCGGGUCUUCUACUCCAACCUCUGGCGUGAGGGCGACGUGCUCUACUCUCUUGACAAGAGCACGCCGAUAGAACUUUCCGUUGAGCAGCUUGGGCGCAUCGCCGGCCUCCCCUACCAAGGCGACGACGUCUCCCAAUAUGGAGGAGAGGACUGGGUGCUCAACAAUGAGGGCCUUAUCCUCACUGAGCUUGGCAUCACCGAGCUUAUCCGUCAUGCCUCGGGCCACUCCACCAUCCACUCCGCAAACCCCGAGAGCCGGCUUCUUCUCUACAUCGUGUCUCGAAUCAUCAAGCCCCGGAAGCAUGGGCACACGAUCAUGUCCGGUGACCACCACAGUUGGCCCACUCACGAAGGCCACGUCGGACUUGCCACUGCCGCGAUCAGCACCCAGACCUUCAAGAAGCGGUCGGACAACGUCGGACUUGCCACAGCCGCGCCACGGCUUCGUUCGGCUGCUGGCCCAGGCGAACCCAUGGAUGACGCCAUGAACGCGUACUUCCAACGCGUUAACUACGUCCCCCCACCAUACCAUGGCACGUUCUUUGGGCAAGUGUACGGUGACGAGGACGAAGAUGAUGCCUCCUACGCCCCGUUAAGCUCUCCAGACGAAGAUGAGUUCGACGAUGCCAUCGAUGGGGAUGAUAUGGACGACGACGACGACGAUGAAACCGGAGGCGAAGAGGAGGAAGACGAAGACUAGGCCGCCCCUAGCAUUUUCUAUCUCUUUUUAUUGUCAUUUUUUUACUCGCAUCCGUUGUACUCCAUUUUAAUAAAUAAAAGGUAUAUUU
Messenger RNA from Cuscuta campestris, 1286 nucleotides. The record is from the annotation of a GenBank genome assembly. NCBI's taxonomy places the organism in Eukaryota, Viridiplantae, Streptophyta, Magnoliopsida, Solanales, Convolvulaceae.